AUGCCGCCUCGCCGCCAGGGAGGUUCGGGCUACCGCGGCGUCCGCGUGCGUCCAUCCGGCACGUACUCCGCCUUGAUCCGGUUGGGCGGCGGCGUGCGCCUCGGCCUCGGAACCUUCGACACUGCCAAGGACGGCGCCCGCGCGUACGACGCUGCGGCGUGGCGCCUCCGGCAGUCCCGUUGGGACAUGAACUUCACCGACGUGGCGACGCCGGAGCGGGCACAGGAGUUGGCUCCUUUCCCGCGGCUUAUCACCGACGAGGAUCGGCGCAAAAACCGGAGGCGGGAGCGCCGUCUCAGCCUGGCCGAGAUGGACGAGGAAGCCAUGGCGCUGUGGAGGCAACGAUUCCCGCAAGAUAUCAUCAACGAGGAACACGUGCCUGCUGGAGCGGAUCGGACGCGCUUUAUUUUGCGGCGGCCGCUGGAGACAGCGCACCGCCGCGCGCAAAACCUAGCUUACCCGGUGCUGUAUUCUGACUUUUAG
Aegilops tauschii subsp. strangulata is the source of this 483-nucleotide messenger RNA. RefSeq lists its product as uncharacterized. The record is from RefSeq and is a predicted model, not a curated record. Gene Ontology annotation, molecular function: DNA-binding transcription factor activity; DNA binding. Gene Ontology annotation, biological process: regulation of DNA-templated transcription. NCBI's taxonomy places the organism in Eukaryota, Viridiplantae, Streptophyta, Magnoliopsida, Poales, Poaceae.